Messenger RNA from Neocloeon triangulifer, 1191 nucleotides. RefSeq names its product F-box/SPRY domain-containing protein 1 (gene Fsn). Gene Ontology annotation, molecular function: protein binding. Bases 38 to 799 code for a protein of 253 amino acids. The transcript has 5 exons. Gene Ontology annotation, biological process: synapse assembly involved in innervation; proteasome-mediated ubiquitin-dependent protein catabolic process. The record is from RefSeq and is a predicted model, not a curated record. Gene Ontology annotation, cellular component: synapse; SCF ubiquitin ligase complex. Lineage: Eukaryota; Metazoa; Arthropoda; Insecta; Ephemeroptera; Baetidae.
GGGGCGGGGCGGUUUAGCAGGAGUGGCGUGCGGCAAAAUGUCCAUCAACAGUGUCAAGGACCACGUCCUGGAGGUUAUUUUCUCUUAUUUGGAGCUGCCUGAGUUGCGGAACUGCUCACUGGUGUGCCGACGGUGGUACCGAAUCUUGUGUGAUGAGAACAACGACGUGUGGCGGCUGCACUGUGUUCGCCGGCUCGCAGAGGAGGCCCUCAAGUCGGACCUGCUGGCUUCGCUCCCCUCGUACAAGAGCAAGCUCAGGGCCUUUUACCACGCGUGGAACCCAAACGACACAUCGCGCAACAUCUACGUCAAGCCCAACGGCUUCACCAUCCACCGGAAUCCUGUGGCCCAGAGCACUGACGCCUCUCGAGGGAAGAUAGGCUUUCGAAGUGGUCGACAUGCCUGGGAAGUUAUAUGGGAAGGACCGUUGGGGACGGUGGCUGUUGUUGGAAUAGCCACAAGGGAUGCCCAGCUGCAGUGCCAUGGUAGAUAUGUUGCCCUGUUGGGGUCAGAUGACCAGAGCUGGGGGUGGAACUUGGUCGACAACCACUUAUUACACAACGGUGAUGCUCACGGCAACUACCCACUUUUAAAUAAUGCCCCUAAAUAUCAGGUAGGGGAGCGCAUUAGAGUCAUCCUAGACUGUGAAGACAACACGCUAUCUUUUGAAAAGAAUUAUGAAUUCCUUGGAGUUGCAUUCAGGGGUUUGCCCUCUAAGAGACUGUUCCCGUCAGUAUCCGCUGUUUAUGGCAACACAGAAGUGUCCAUGGUGUACCUAGGGCCACCGCUGGACGGCUAGCCCCUGCAGCACGUUCCUGCCCUCCAUAUUGAAGGAAGUCCCUUUCGUCUUUUAGUUUUUGUGAUUAUUGGCCGAAGACUUUCAUCUCAUUGUUUGGCCGCACCACGAACUUUCUUUUUUGUUCUGUGAUAUUGUUAUUUUGUUUUUUUGCUGUUGAGUGUGAAAGAAGUGCUGAAGACUUUGUAACAAUAACAAUUAUUAUGCGUAGGCGAUUUCUCUAGUGACUUGACUGACCGCGAGUGCAUGAUGUGUGCAAGUGAAUUAGUGUAAAUAUAUAUUUGAAUGAAAUCGAGAGAAGCGAUUUGUAAAUUAUCAAAUGUGCAGACGAUGACUGACUGCUGCAUUGUUGACCACAAAUAAAGUAUGAUGAGACUAGACCCUCACCACAAUAA